GUUUUUCAAACAUUCAAUUUGGUCCACCUCAGUAAGACAGCCCACAACGCUGGCAGCUAGACAUUUUAUGUCACUUUCGUGGAAAGAUCUGCGUGUCACCUUCAACAGCUAGAGUUGUCCCAUUACCUAAGGCCGAAAGCACUCCAGAGUGGUUUUCCCUCUAAGACCUAAGAUCUGCAAUUCAGACGUGGGUGAAAGUAACAGGUUUUGACUUGGUGAUUUGCCCAGGUUCGACGCUACCAGGAUGGACCGUCGGGUUUGAAGCCAGACAAUCCCAUAGUUGUGCGUUGGGUUUGUGCUUGAUAUGCUGCUUGGUCUCCUGGCACCACAUCUGGAAAUUUCUCAUGCAAUCCUUCUUUAGGUGGUGUUUGGUAAGAGGCUCAUGUCAGUAUUUUUACCAAAAGCAUGAACGCCGGUAGUUAAGUGAGGAUGAGAGUCGCGGUGUCACUGUGCUGAUGCUACUUUUUGAAUCUUGGCGCGGAGAGUUUGUACCUGCUGUGGUCUAUGUGCCAUUGGGUUUGGAGAUGAGAUUGGAGAAGCGGCCAGCAGUGUUGCAUUUGCCUGGACACCUGGCUGGUGGCUUGCGGGAUCCAGACGAGCAGAAGCUGUCGCUCGGUUUGGCGCAACGAGGCUAUGUGGUCCUCAGCUUUGACCCAAUCUCGCAGGGAGAGCGUUUGCAGUAUGGGCCGAAGGCCGUCACACUGGAGUGCCGUGCUAGCAAGGAAGAGAAGGGCAGCGACUGGGGUGGCAAAUUUCCUCCAUGUAAAGGUGAAGGGCCUCCCUGCUCGGUGGCGCACAACCACUUUGGCCAGCAGCUUUGGCUCUUGGGCCGUGGAGCAGAGGAGCUUUUCGUACGCGACGCUCAACGGGCUUUGGACAUCCUUUCGGAUCUCCCCUUCGUGAAUGCGUCAAGCAUUGGUGUGGUUGGAUGCAGUGGUGGUGGCACUUUGACUGCCUACCUGGGUGCGGUAGAUGCUCGAGUCACAGCUGCUGCAGUUGCUUGCUACUUCUCGACUCUAGGUCGAGAAUUGGUAGAAGGCACCUGCAACUAUGAUGCGGAGCAGAUCAUAUGGGGCAUGGCAAAGUAUGGCAUCGACAAGCCGGACAUGCUUCGUGCGAGAGCUCCUCAAGCCACUGCUGUUCUCCUGACAUCCCACGACUGCUUCCCUAUCGCGGGCGGCCGCGAAGGCUUUGCAGAGGUGGAAGCUGCAUUUCACGCUCACGGAGAUGCCACGAACCUCUAUGCCAGUGAAGCACCUGGCUUUCAUGAGGUCACAGAGACAGGGCUGGAUGCGGUGCAGACCUUCUUUCAUGACCAGCUCGGGCCAAGUCCGGACUGGCUGCUGCCCGUCUUAGAUCCAUCGCCUUUGCCAUGCAGCAUGCUGUGGUUCGGCGAAUCUCAAAUGAAGGCAGGGAUUGCAGGACCACGUGUGCCAAUGCCAGAGCACCUUCGUCUCCUGGCGCAGCCGAAGCGCCAGUCCCUCCGGUGGAAGCGGCGUGGGGAGGCUGUCGGCAGAGGAAGGAGCUGGUUGGCUUCACUGCCUCAGGUCAGUGCACGGAUUGCCAAAGUGCCAGCCGAAGCCAUCAACAAGGUUUCAACAGCUGGUGCUGAUCAUGCAGUGGUGGCAGCCAAAACGCAGUACUACAGCUUUGGAAAGGAGGACUGGUUCAUCCUCUAUACGGACAGCUCUUGCGCUGUGACGCUACGUCUCUACGAGACAGCUGGGCGACCAAAGGAGGAUGUGGUGGUCUUGAUCUUUGGCGGGCCGACAGAUGUAAAUCGACAACUCAGCCGACAAGAGGACCUUUUGCUGCAACAACUGCAGGAUCAUGGCUUCGGUGCCGUGGCCAUUUGUGGCCUGUGCGGCUUCGGGGACCAGUUCUGGCGCGAUGGGCUUUGGCAAUUUGCACCGUUGCUACUAGGUGAGACUCACACUGGCUUCCAUGCUUCAGAGGUGCUCUAUACAAUGUCUUGGGCCUUCAGGCAGCUUGGAGCGCGGCAGGUGGUACUGAUCGCACAUGGUGGUGCAACCGGAGCUGUGUUGCAUGCGGCAGUUCAUGCACCAGGCUCUGAAGACCGCCGCAUUGGUGCUCUCGUCCUGCUUUGGGCACCCAGCUUCGAAGAAGUGGCUCGUGCAAAGAGGCAUUGGCUUCCGUGGCAAAUGCAGAUGCAUGGCGUCCUGAAUCACUAUGACCUUCCUGACCUGCUGGCUGCGAUUCCGCGGAAACGUGCCGCACCGACGUUGAUUGUGGAGCCCCGUGGAGCCACGAGAGCAUCACUGCCCCGUGGAUUUGCCUGGAGAAUGUACUGGCUUGCUGCCAAGCGACUGCGGCGAGCAGGACACAGCUUGCGGAUAUUGGCAGGCUGCCGUUUGAGCCAGCUGUGGCGGGCCAGGGAGAUUGUUGCUUUUCUGCAAGCGCGGGUGGCACAAGCUUAGGGUACCUACAGAGAUACCCUAAUGACAUGCCAAUGUUUGACUUAGUGUUUGUGGAGCACAAACGUGCACUGCCAGAUAAUGACCCAGAGGAAUUUCGAACAAGGACUUGAGCACGAGAAAUGGGCCUGUCGGAUCCUGUUGGAUCUUGUC
This is a messenger RNA of Durusdinium trenchii, 2588 nucleotides long. Lineage: Eukaryota; Dinophyceae; Suessiales; Symbiodiniaceae. The record is from the annotation of a GenBank genome assembly.